AUGACGUUUUCUAGAUUUGGGACCAGUACCUCGAGCAACACUGGCUUUGGAGGAUUUGGGACCAGUAGUGCCUCGAGCAACACUGGCUUUGGAGGUUCAAUGGCGUUUUCUAGAUUUGGAACCAGUACAUCGAACACUGGCUUCGGAGGCUUCACCGCAAAGACCACGCCGAACGCAGCCUUUGGUUUUAAUAACUUUGGUAACACUCCAAGUGGAUUUGGUGCGACUCCCUCUGGCGGCUUAUUCAGCGGGAAUCCGGCUGGAGGUGGUGGAUUUAAUGUGACCUCAACCGCUAGUGCAUUUGGGAAUACCUCUGGUUCUGGUGGUUUUGGUGGGUUUGGAAACAAUCAACCUGCUGGUGGUACUCCAUUCGGAAGUUCUACAACUUCAAGUUUUGGCGGAUUUGCUUCGAAUAAUAGUGCGGCACCUGGAUUUGGGUUUCCAGCGAACCAAGCAUCUGCUGCUCCAUUUGGUAUUGGUUUCGGACAAACAUCCACCACGAAUGCUGGAAACUUUGGAUUUGGCGGUGGAGCACAGACAUCCCAGCCUUCUGGUUUUGGACAAAUUACCUCGCAGCAGAUGUCAAAACCUCUAGGAUUUGGACUUGGUGCCAGUACUCAGUCUAGUUUUUUUGGAAUUGGUAGCACUACACAGACUUCGAUGGCUUUGAACCCCUUUAAACCUGGAACACAACAACCCACUCAAAAUGCAUUUGGGAACCUUUUUAAUUCAACUAUGCAACCUUCUGCACCUACCAUGGUGUCUAAUGUUGGACUUACAAAUCCAUCAACACAAACUAUGACUUUACAGCAACAAUCUAAUCAACAACAAAUAACACCUUAUGAAGAACUGGCGCGAAUAAUAAAUUCAUGGGAUCCAAAUAGCCCCGAUUGUAAAUUCCAGAGUUAUUUUUAUAAUAUGGUUCAUCCGGAUGAAGUUCAGUUUUAUACUCCACCUUCUAAUAUGCCACAGAAUCUUUGGAUUGAGGCACAAUCCAAUAACCCAGACAGAACAAUCCUAGUCCCUGUCCGAGUCUGCGGUUUCGAGGAUAUCAAGAAAAGAAUUGAAGUACAAGAAGAAAUCACAGCUAAGGCUGUUGCAAAAUUUAAGGAAUAUGGUGCAAAACUUGAAGAAAUGGAACGUAAACAUAGUUUGGAAACUUUAGUGAGAAUAGAAGAACGAAAAAGAAAACAUAUAGAGCUUACACAGCGUGUUAUAAAGUUAAUGAGACAAAUUCAAGUACUAAGACUCAAAGGGACGUUAAUACGAGCAGAUGAAGAGACUUUGAAGGGGCGGCUAGAGGACAUUAAACAACGAACACAAAGACCAUUGCGUAAACUCGAAACACUCAAAACGCAAUAUAAUGUAACAAAAGUACAGUGGGGUUCUAGAGAGUCACCUGUUAUUCACAAAUUCAACGCGGUAGACGAAAAUCAACUAGAGAAUAUUACAAAGGUGCUUGGAGCUGAGCAUACCGGAAUAGUUCACGACAUUGAAACAUUGAAAAAGGAUAGCAAAGACAUUGAUAUAAUCAUUCGUAGUUUUAAUGGUGUUCCUGACACUAUAUCAUGA
Molecule: messenger RNA, 1572 nt
Organism: Acaulospora morrowiae
Lineage: Eukaryota; Fungi; Glomeromycota; Glomeromycetes; Diversisporales; Acaulosporaceae
Source: the annotation of a GenBank genome assembly